Enhydra lutris kenyoni (northern sea otter) is the source of this 315-nucleotide messenger RNA. Its product is annotated as glycosylphosphatidylinositol anchored molecule like. NCBI's taxonomy places the organism in Eukaryota, Metazoa, Chordata, Mammalia, Carnivora, Mustelidae. The transcript has a single exon. The record is from RefSeq and is a predicted model, not a curated record. Bases 1 to 315 code for a protein of 104 amino acids.
AUGAUUUUCAUGUCUGUAUCUCUAGGUGUGCAUGAACGGGAACUCCUUGUUUACAAGAACUGUACGAGCAACUGCACGUUCGUGUAUCCAUCCGAAGUACCCCCUGAAGCCCCGAGAGUCUUGAGGACUAAUAGUUUCUAUUUUGUUCGUUGUUGUAACACUAUUAAUUGCAAUGACGGAGGACCUAGUACUCUGGAGAAGGAUAUCAUCCUGGAGGAUACAAUUGAGGAGACUCUGUCAGGGACUGGGCGCUUGGGGGAGUCAGCAUUUUUGCUGGGUGCUGCCUCCAUCCUUGUUAGCAACGCACUGACGUGA